GGAGCUGGUCCAGGCUCCCUGGCUCGGCCCCGCCCCUCCGGCGGCUCGCCUCCGGAUUGGCCCGGGCGGGGGCGGGGCCCCGGAGCCCGGAAGUGCGGCUGACGUGUCCGGGGGCCGCGCUCGGAAUUGUGGGCGACUCGGCUAAUGGCGUCGGCGAGUCUGGGCAGCCGGGGAGGGCAUCGCUGAAGCUUCUGGCCAGCUCGGCCGGUGACGACGCCCGCCGUGGCCGGGCCCCGCGGCGGCGGGAGGGACCGGCACUCCUGGUGGGCUCCCGAGCCGGUGCCGGUGGAGCCUCGCGGGGCGGCACGGCGGCUCAGGCGGCGGUAGACGGAUCUCGGCGAGCAGCCGUCGGUGGUGCGGGGCGGCGGAGGGGGGACUCUCGGGCACGCCUCGGGGGCGCAGCCCAGGCCCGGCCGUGCGCCCGCGGAGCCCCGGGCUCGGGCUGCUGCGGAAGGCUGAGGGGCCGCCGGCUCGCUGCCCGCCUCCCCGGGAGCUGACAGUGCCAGCUAGCUUGGUCGUGCGGUUCCCUGAUCGCCCAGGACCUGGGGGGACCAUGUCCGGCACCAACAGCCCCGAGGCUGUGAAGAAGCUGCUGGAGAACAUGCAGAGCGACUUGCGGGCCUUGUCACUAGAAUGCAAGAAGAAAUUCCCACCUGUCAAGGAGGCUGCUGAAUCUGGAAUAAUAAAAGUUAAAACAAUAGCUGCAAGAAACACCGAAAUUUUGGCAGCAUUGAAAGAAAACAGCUCAGAAGUUGUGCAGCCUUUCCUAAUGGGGUGUGGCACCAAGGAACCGAAGAUCACUCAGCUAUGCUUGGCCGCCAUUCAGAGACUCAUGUCACAUGAAGUGGUGUCUGAGACUGCUGCUGGAAACAUAAUUAACAUGCUUUGGCAGCUGAUGGAGAACAGCCUUGAAGAACUUAAGCUGCUUCAAACAGUCCUUGUUCUUCUAACAACCAACACAGUAGUUCAUGACGAGGCACUGUCCAAGGCCAUCGUCCUUUGUUUCCGACUCCACUUCACCAAGGACAACAUCACAAACAACACAGCUGCUGCUACAGUCCGGCAGGUGGUGACCGUCGUCUUCGAGAGGAUGGUGGCUGAAGAUGAGCCACGCAAAGACAUGGAGCCGCCAGUGCUGGCCCAAGGAAACAGUAACAGGAGAUCUGUCAGCACCCUGAAGCCGUGUGCUAAAGACGCAUACAUGCUCUUCCAGGACCUUUGUCAGUUGGUUAAUGCUGAUGCCCCUUACUGGCUGGUAGGCAUGACCGAAAUGACUCGGACAUUUGGCCUUGAGUUGCUAGAGUCUGUCCUCAAUGACUUUCCACAAGUCUUCUUACAGCAUCAGGAAUUCAGUUUCCUCCUCAAGGAGAGGGUGUGCCCACUUGUGAUCAAGCUCUUUUCUCCAAAUAUAAAGUUCAGACAAGGCUCCAGCACUUCCUCUUCUCCAGCACCAGUGGAAAAACCGUAUUUCCCCAUCUGCAUGCGUCUGCUGAGAGUGGUGUCUGUUCUGAUCAAGCAGUUCUACAGUCUUCUGGUAACCGAGUGUGAAAUAUUUCUGUCACUUCUGGUGAAGUUUCUGGAUGCAGAUAAGCCACAGUGGCUUCGAGCUGUUGCAGUGGAGUCGAUACACAGGCUCUGUGUGCAGCCUCAGCUAUUAAGGUCAUUUUGUCAGUCGUAUGACAUGAAGCAGCACUCCACCAAGGUUUUCCGCGACAUCGUGAACGCGCUGGGCUCUUUCAUCCAGUCCUUGUUUCUCGUCCCUCCGACUGGAAACACCGCCACAGCCAACCAAGCUGGAAAUAACAAUGCUGGCGGUCCAGCCUCAGCACCAACUAGCUCAGGAGUGGUGGGCAUCGGUGGGGGUGCCACUCUGCUGCCAGCGUUCGAAUACAGAGGAACUUGGAUACCUAUCCUGACGGUCACAGUUCAGGGCAGUGCGAAAGCCACCUACCUAGAGAUGCUGGACAAGGUUGAACCUCCAACUAUACCAGAAGGCUAUGCCAUGUCUGUGGCAUUCCACUGUCUGUUGGAUCUUGUCCGUGGAAUCACCACUAUGAUCGAAGGAGAGUUAGGAGAGGCUGAAACGGAGUGCCCUGCUGUCCCUGAAGGAGCAAACUCACAGUCUUCAGAGCAUCAGGAUGUGCAGUCAGUGUCGGACCAGGCAGAUAAGGAGACAGUUAGCAGAGCUGUUUGGGAAGAGAUGGUGAGCGCCUGCUGGUGUGGUCUUCUUGCUGCGCUCUCCCUCCUCCUUGAUGCCAGCACAGAUGAGGCUGCCACCGAGAAUAUUUUGAAAGCUGAGCUGACUAUGGCUGCUCUGUGUGGAAGACUGAGCCUUGUGACUUCAAGGGACGCUUUCAUCACCGCCAUCUGCAAAGGCUCCUUGCCCCCACACUAUGCGCUCACCGUGCUGAAUGCCACCACUGCGGCUACCCUUUCCAAUAAAUCGUAUUCUAUCCAGGGCCACAGUGUCAUGAUGAUAAGUCCGUCUAGUGAAUCCCACCAGCAGGUUGUGGCAGUGGGCCAACCUCUCGCGGUGCAGCCUCAAGGAACAGUAAUGCUGACUUCCAAGAACAUCCAGUGUAUGAGGACUCUACUCAACCUGGCACACUGCCAUGGCGCUGUGCUCGGAACAUCAUGGCAGCUUGUCUUGGCAACUCUUCAGCAUCUUGUGUGGAUUCUGGGACUAAAGCCUAGUGGUGGUGGCGCCUUGAAGCCUGGAAGAGCUGUAGAAGGACCCAGUACAGUUCUAACAACAGCAGUGAUGGCAGAUUUGCCAGUGAUUUCCAACAUUCUUUCAAGGCUUUUUGAAAGCUCACAGUAUCUUGAUGACGUAUCUUUGCAUCAUUUAAUAAAUGCACUUUGUUCCUUAUCUCUAGAAGCAAUGGAUAUGGCCUAUGGAAAUAAUAAGGAGCCAUCUCUCUUUGCUGUUGCCAAACUGUUAGAAACUGGUCUAGUUAAUAUGCACAGAAUAGAGAUUCUAUGGAGACCUCUAACUGGCCAUCUGCUUGAGAAGGUGUGCCAGCAUCCAAACUCUCGAAUGAGAGAAUGGGGAGCAGAAGCCCUGACGUCCCUCAUUAGAGCGGGGCUGACCUUUAACCACGAGCCUCCACUUUCCCAGAACCAGAGACUGCAGCUGCUUUUGUUGAACCCACUAAAGGAGAUGUCCAGUAUUAACCAUCCGGAUAUUCGACUCAAGCAGUUAGAAUGUGUGCUGCAGAUUCUGCAGAGUCAGGGGGACAGUCUCGGGCCUGGAUGGCCUUUAGUUCUUGGAGUCAUGGGAGCAAUCAGAAAUGAUCAAGGAGAAUCACUAAUAAGAACUGCCUUCCAGUGUCUUCAGUUGGUUGUGACAGAUUUCCUACCAACAAUGCCUUGUUCUUGUCUACAGAUAGUUGUAGAUGUUGCAGGUAGCUUUGGACUUCAUAACCAAGAACUUAAUAUUAGCUUAACUUCAAUAGGCUUAUUGUGGAAUAUUUCAGAUUAUUUUUUCCAAAGAGGGGAAACUAUCGAAAAAGAGUUAAACAAAGACGAGGCAGUCCAGCAGAAGCAGGCGGAAGAGAAAGGAGUGCCUCUGAAUCGGCCAUUCCACCCCGCGCCCCCAUUUGAUUGCCUGUGGCUGUGUCUUUAUGCGAAACUGGGUGAGCUUUGUGUGGACCCGCGCCCCGCUGUGAGGAAGAGUGCAGGCCAGACUCUGUUUUCCACCAUUGGUGCCCACGGGACCUUAUUGCAGCACUCCACCUGGCCCACGGUUAUCUGGAAGGUACUCUUUCAUCUACUGGACCGAGUUCGAGAAUCUUCUACAACUGCAGACAAAGAGAAGAUUGAGUCCGGAGGUGGAAAUAUUUUAAUUCAUCACUCCAGAGACACAGCAGAGAAACAGUGGGCUGAGACGUGGGUGUUGACGUUGGCUGGGGUGGCACGAAUCUUCAAUACCAGGCGGUACUUGCUGCAGCCGCUAGGAGACUUUUCAAGAGCUUGGGAUGUUCUUCUUGACCACAUUCAGUCAGCCGCACUCAGCAAAAACAAUGAAGUGUCCCUGGCUGCUCUGAAAAGCUUCCAGGAAAUCUUACAGAUUGUGUCCCCUGUCAGAGACUCGGAGAAGCCUGAGACACCACCUGUAGUUAAUGUGCCCAUGCCUGUCCUUAUAGGAAGCAUUGCAGGCCCAGGCCUGAACAGGCCGUUUGUCAGAACAGAUUCCGUUGGAGAAAAACUUGGGAGAUACAGCUCUGAGCCCCCCGCGGUGACGGAUGAGCUUGAAGAUUUGAACCUCUGGUGGGCUGCCUGGAAUACCUGGUAUAGAAUUGGUUCUGAAAGCACAAAGCCACCUAUUACUUUUGAUAAGCUGACCUUUAUUCCCAGCCAGCCUUUCCUCACAGCUUUAAUUCAGAUCUUCCCAGCUCUCUACCAGCACAUAAAAGCUGGCUUCAACAUGGACGACUUACAGAAGUUGGGGGUCAUAUUGCACAGUGCUGUUUCGGUCCCGAUCAGCUCGGACGCGUCUCCUUUCAUCCUUCCGUCGUAUACUGAAGCGGUCCUAACAAGUUUACAAGAAGCUGUGCUUACAGCUUUAGAUGUUCUUCAAAAGGCCAUCUGUGUCGGCCCAGAGAGCAUGCAGACAAUGUACCCGGCUGUAUUUGACCAGUUACUGGCCUUCGUAGAGUUCUCCUGUAAACCGCCGCAGUACGGACAGCUGGAGACAAAGCACAUUGCAAACGCAAAGUACAAUCAGAUCCAACUAUUUGCACCGGCGGAAUGGGUAGCCUUGAAUUAUGUACCAUUUGCUGAAAGAUCUUUGGAAGUAGUUGUGGAUUUGUACCAAAAAACAGCCUGUCAUAAAGCAGUGGUGAGCGAGAAAGUCCUCCAGAGUAUUAUUAAGACUCUCAGGGUUCCUCUCAGUUUGAAGUACUCCUGCCCUUCUGAAAGCACAUGGAAGCUGGCCGUAGCCUCUCUCCUCAAAGUCCUUUCCAUUGGGCUGCCUGUGGCUCGACAGCACGCCGCUUCUGGGAAGUUUGACAGCAUGUGGCCAGAACUCGCCAGCACGCUUGAAGACUUCCUCUUCACUAAAAGCAUACCUCCAGAUAAUCUUUCCAUUCAAGAAUUUCAAAGAAAUGAAAGUAUUGACGUUGAAGUUGUUCAGCUUAUCAGUGCAGAGAUACUCCCAUACGCCAACCUUAUUCCUAAAGCAUUUGUGGGCCAGAUGAUGACCAUGCUCAACAGGGGCUCCAUCCAUUCCCAGUCAUCCUCGUUUACAGAAGCGGAGAUUGACAUCCGUUUGAGAGAAGAGUUCUCUAAAAUGUGUUUUGAGACAUUGCUGCGGUUUUCCUUCAGUAACAAAGUCACAACGCCCCAGGAAGGCUACAUCUCCCGGAUGGCGCUCUCGGUGCUCCUACGGAGGUCUCAGGACGUGCUGCGGCGCUACAUAGAGGACGAAAGGCUUAGUGGGAAGUGCCCUCUCCCAAGGCAACAAGUAACAGAAAUCAUAUUUGUAUUAAAAGCUGUCAGUACUCUCAUUGAUUCACUUAAGAAAACUCAGCCUGAGAACGUUGAUGGAAAUACCUGGGCACAAGUAAUUGCCUUAUACCCAACUUUGGUAGAAUGUAUCACGUGCUCAUCCUCAGAAGUCUGUUCUGCUCUUAAAGAGGCACUAGUUCCCUUUAAGGAUUUCAUGCAGCCACCAGCAUCCCAAGUUCAGAAUGGAGAAUCUUGACCAGCUGCAGUGGUGCGAAGGAAGAUGAUAUCCUAAGGAAUGUCGGCUCCUGGGGCGGCUACAAGAAGGACGUUUCUUCCAGAAGUAAUUCCUGGCAGCUGCUGUUUGUCUCUUUGAACUGAAGUAAUUAUCUGGUCAGUAAUUCAUAGAAAAGCAUCCAUGUCCACAAAGGCUCCUGGAGGAGUCGCAGCCGUAUAAUGAGUAAAUACUGAUGGGAGGGUAGUGAGUUCCACGUCAUACCUGCUACCACAUCUCCAGCUGGUGACUGAAAAGUGAGCUUAUGUACAGUGUGGUGUGCGUGUGUGUCAAUGGUGUGCUUUUUAAAAAGGAAGGCAAGAUACUUCCAUUCAGAUUUUUGAGGCUGGUGUUUUGCACCCUUUUUCAAGUACAGAAUUGUACUAAAGUUUUAUGCAAGGUGGUACUGUAACAUUCCAUAUUAUCUACAACCAGCCUUUGUGAACAAAGGGAACUGAUAUACUGUGUGUAUAAUAAAUGGUACAGUUCUGUAUAAAAUAGUUGCAUUUAUUUAAAAUUUAAAAAUAUUGAUGAUGUUUAAUGCUUGAAGCCGUAUUUAUUAUUAAUACAAAAUUAUUUGCUUACAUUUUUACUUCUGAUUUGCCUUCUUAUGGGGCAGAUAAGCUUAUGGUGUAAUCACACAGUUAGCUUCAUGCUUUUUCCGUGCAUUGUUAGUGACCUGUACACCUCUGACCAGAGGAUCAUGUGAACAUGCAGAAGUUAUGAUCUGCUGACUUUGCACCUUGGAAACACAGGUUGUAACGUAUUACACUGAGAUACAUUGUAGCACGAUGACCCAAUCAUACCUCAUUUCUUUAAGCCUCUCUCUAAGCUUUCACCUGUCUGUUUUUAUAUUUGCUCUCUGAAUUUUAGAGACUUCAUAUUUUAUAUUUCUGCUGGUUUUUCCUAUGGCAUUUGUCACUGUCUUCGAAUGACAAGGCAAGAUGACUUGAGAUGUCAUGAAACUUUGCCUGUGAGGUGUUUCAUUUCUGUGCUUCCUUUUCUGAGUUCCUUUCAAGAAGAGACAGCACUGGACUAGCCCACAGUAUCAACCACGCGUCACGGGCAAGCGAGUGAGCGGAGGCAGCCGGCAUUUCGCAGGGCAGUGAGUUUACUGUGGGAGGGCGAAGCACCCGCUGCCAUUAGGGAGCGAGCACAUGGUCUGUCUCUUACAAAACUGACUUUGACCUAGCUCACUCUAUUUUUUAUUUAAUUAAUUAUACCAUUGUAAUCUUUUUCUUCCAAGUUAAAAUUUCAUUUCACAGAUCCUGAAAACAUGAAAAAUACUGAAAACAUUGCUAUUAUUAAUAAGAAAUGAUAGUGGGUUGAUAUUAUUUUAUGCACUAGAAAGCUUUUGACUUUAACAAGAUUUAUAAAUUCUGGGCUGUCCAGAAUAAUCAUAAAACUAUAAGGAGACAUUAAAGUGGAGUAAUCAAUGAGAUACAAUUUUGAGGCUAUUUUAAUUAUAUAAUGAUUUAAUUUGCACUAUAUUCUGUAUACAUGUGGUAAGGCCUAUUUUGAAGGAGUAUUAUUUUUAUUCACAUGAAUUGAUGAAUUUCUAUUUUAUUAUUUCAUGUAAGGUUAAGGUAAAACAUGGUAUUUCAUAGACUGUGCUGUCAAUGUUUUCUUAAAGGUGUAAAAAAAUGA
Messenger RNA from Onychomys torridus (southern grasshopper mouse), 7366 nucleotides. RefSeq names its product MON2 homolog, regulator of endosome-to-Golgi trafficking (gene Mon2). The transcript is spliced from 36 exons. The coding region runs from base 554 to 5704 and encodes 1716 amino acids. The record is from RefSeq and is a predicted model, not a curated record. NCBI's taxonomy places the organism in Eukaryota, Metazoa, Chordata, Mammalia, Rodentia, Cricetidae.